AUGAUGGCAGCAACUGUUUUGAAUGUUAAGAAUUGGCCAGAUAUAUUUUGUGAUACAAACAAAUUUUCUUCAAUAUUUAUUUUAAAAGAUAUUGAGGAAGAACCAUUACAAAAUUUUGCUUGUGAAUUUUUUACUAGACAUUUUGAAGUAAUAAGCCAUUUAAAAGAAUCUGCAACUGAUGAACCUAUAAAAUGGAGAACAUUAAUAGAUAAGUCAGCUACUCUUUGGAAAUAUAAAAAUGGAACACAGCUAUACAGUUAUAGGUGGAAACGUUUGGCAGCAACUGUUUUGAAUGUUAAGAAUUGGCCAGAUAUAUUUUGUGAUACAAACAAAUUUUCUUCAAUAUUUAUUUUAAAAGAUAUUGAGGAAGAACCAUUACAAAAUUUUGCUUGUGAAUUUUUUACUAGACAUUUUGAAGUAAUAAGCCAUUUAAAAGAAUCUGCAACUGAUGAACCUAUAAAAUGGAGAACAUUAAUAGAUAAGUCAGCUACUCUUUGGAAAUAUAAAAAUGGAACACAGCUAUACAGUUAUAGGUGGAAACGUUUGGUAAAUGCUUACAAAUCUUUCAGAAGAAAAAUAUGGAGUGACUCUAAUUUAAACAAAAGAAUAUCAUUUAUAUUUUUAACCUUGAAUGGAUUUGGACAGUAUGUUAAGAUUGCUAAAGUUCCAUAUUGGCAGGAUAUGCUAGCUAUCUUUUAUUCAGCAGACCAAAUAAUUCAAUUAAUCAACAAUCAAAUGAAAUCAGUUUUAAGUAAUAAUUCUUUACAAGUAUCACAUCUUUCUCUCAAUCUUCCAUCUUUAAAGGAUGUUGUUUCAAAAAUUAUUCCUGCACUCCCUGAUGCAUUUGUUGCAUUUGGAAAUCUUCUUACAAAUGAUCUUAAAAAUAUUUUAGACAGAGUAGAAAAACUGCCAUAUCCUCUUAGUAAACUCCCAUGUGAAGAGGGAAGCAUAACUGACAUAAUUGAAUUUAAAGAUAAAUUGAAAAUUCAAAAUAUUGAAAAGAAUGCUUGUUCAUCUGGACCUUUCAUCACUCAGGAAAUUAUUACAGAACCUACAAUUUCAUCAAUUAUAAUUGCUAUUCAGAAUGCAUCCCAUGGCAAAGAAAUUAAAUUUAAUUGGACUAAAGCUGGUCAGCAUGUAAUUCAGGCAGUUGAAAAUUCUAAACAACUUUCUAAAUUCAAUGGAUCCAUUUUUCCUGAUGUUCCAAAAUUUGAUGAAUCUAAAAUGAAAAUUGCUAUUGAUGAAGUAAAAAAAAUGCUUACAAAAAUUAAUGAUGAAAGAAAGGCCUUCAGAUUUUCUAGUCAAAUAUUAGACUCAUUAAUUUCAUACACUGAAAAUUUAUCUGGUGGAAAUCAAAUAGCAUUAGCUAAAAAAAAUGCAAAUUGUCCAAAAGGAAAUUGUAAUAAAGACAAAAAUUUAAUUUCUUGGGAAAAUAAAUUUGGAUUUAGCAAAUCUAAAUUUAAAAAAAUUAUUAAAUCACUGGAAAUAGUAACUAAAGAUAUUUCUGAUAUUUUAAGCAGAACUUCAGGAUCAGAAGAAAUUUCUGUAUAUAAUAUUUUCAAUGGUACUAUUAUUAGCGAUGCACUGAAUGUAUUGAAAGAGGUACCAGAUGCUUUGCAAAUGAUUGUUGAAGCAAUUUUUAAACCUCAGUUUUCUACAAAAAUUUCUAAACUCAUAAAAAUGAAUAUUAAUGAUUUUUGCUCUGAUAAACUUUUAUUUUUGGAUAUAUUUGGAAAUACAGAGGAAACAAAACACAUAGCUGAAGAUUUUCAUAAGAAAUUAUGCCACUUAAUUUUGAAAUUUCAUAGAAACAUGUCUGCAGAAGUUUUUUUAAAAAAUUUUAUUGAUCUUCCAAAAUUGAAAAACUUAUGGGAAAACCCUAUAAAUGAUACAGAAAAAGUUCAGUUUAGAAAUAUUGUUGAUGCACUUAUAAAUAUUAUGGAUAGCAUAAAAUAUUUAAAGAAACAUAAAGUUUUGUCAGGAUUAGAAGAUAAUUUCCUAAACCAGUUAAAAUGGGAAGAUCUAGGAGCAUUUAUUAAUGAAAAAUUGCAAGAAGCUGGAUCCAAAAAAUUUACUUUACUUUUGCAACAUACUUCUAAAUCAUUGAUGAAAGCAGAUGUGCAAAGUAAUCAUACUUUAUCAGAUAAACUUGGUUUAAUUGCUAUAUAUUUUGAAAGAGUAAAUGGAGUUUUCCUAAAAGUUAAAGAAUUAACACUGUUUAAUAAUGCAAAUAUCACACUAUCGGAUUUAUUUUUGGAAACUCCUGAAUUGGAAGAGAUCUUAAUAUGGUUUGAAAAUUAUUUACUUCCUGGUUUGGAAAGUACUUUUCAUACACUAUAUAUGGAUAAAGAAAAAAUUGUAAAUCUUUUGUCUAAUUUUAAUUUUAACUUAUGCAACAACACAGUCAUGACAUAUUUAAUUCCAUUACCUAAUAACAGUAAUGAAAAUUUACUGGAAGAAGGAAAACAGAAAUUAUGUGAUAUUAAUCUUGCAAGGAUUUCACAACAGUGGAAGGAUUCUCUAAUUAAUGCCACACCAGAAGUUAAAGUGAAUAACUUCUUAACUCAAUUAGGUUCAUUUCUUGACAACAUAAUGUUUAUGGUGACAUAUCGUCCUAAGAUUGAAAUAAAUUCACCAUUAUUUAAUUCUACAACAUGGAAUGAAAUUAUUGAAAGAAUGUCAACAAGUUUAGAUAAAUUAAUCAGCCCUGACAUGAAAUUUGGAAAAGAUAAAUAUGUUACCUUAAUUCAAAAAUUUCUUGAGCAUGGAAAUUGGAAUAUUUCGAAAACUGUGGAUGAUAUAAUUAUUUCAAUGACUUGCACACUGAAAUUAGUUAAAGAUGGAGUGACUUGGGAAAAUGUGUAUGAAUUAUAUUCAGAAAAUGAACCAGUCGUUACAAUUUUAAAUAUCAUGAAUAGUAGCAUCGAUUUAGCUCAUAUGAUAUUGGAUACUCUUCAAGAACCUACAAAAUUAUCAGCAAUAGCAAACCAGUUUAUUUAUCCAGAAAACAGAAAAGAAAAUUUUUGUUCAGUGAAGAAAGAGAAAUGGAAUGAAUAUUUUAAAUUGUCUUCAAAUAAUAAUAAGGCUUUCUUAUAUCUACAAAGUGUAAUUUGCAAUAAAACAUAUGAUUUUGGUGUCACAAAAUGUUUUUCAAAAUUGCAUAGUUCUAUAACUAAUCAGUAUGUUGUGAGGGUUGAAGUUGUUCUUUUUAAUACUCAAUAUGCAGAUAGUAGCAAGAACAUGAAACUUUACUGGCCAAUCAUGACAACAAAUUGCUUUCAAAUUUUUAUGCCAAUAAUUGAGAAAGGAAUAGAUAAAAUCCCACAUAUGAAACAAUUUCUAAACAUAUUAGCUCAAAUAGUUUCUGUUUAUGCCAAUAAGACAGAAGUAAUUAUAGGAAAAAAUGUCACAGAAUUUUAUCUUCAUGAUAUUUUUCCUGAAUCACCUCAUUUUCAAAAAUUACUUAAGGAUUGGCUGCCAUUAUUACCAGAUUUUAUUGAAACAUUCUUUUGGACUUCAGUUGCUCCAAAGGCAUUUACAGAAAUAACAAAAUUAACAAAAUUAUGUGAAGGUUCCUUAAAAGAGAAUGUUUUUAAUCCCUCCUUCAAUGAGGAAAAAUGGAAAAUAUUUUCAGAUGCUGUGUGCAGUCAAAAUUAUACAGCAAUAUCAUAUGAAUUACAAGAAAAAUUUGGCAUUCAAACUAUAAAUAAUACAGAUCCAAUUGAUUGGAAGAAAUUUGAAGAAGAUUUCAGUAAUUCUAUAAAAUAUUCUGGAAAUUUAGUAAGCCAGAAAGUUAUUGUAAAAAGCAAAAAUUGGAAUAAUCAAACAACAUGGAUUAAUAUGUUCAAAAAUAUUGGUGUAACUAUUAAGAAGCCCAACGUUUUGUUAUACCUUCCUUUAGGAUAUGGAGUAUCUUAUGUUCAUCUUACAUAUUCCAUGUUGUGCAAUCAUUUAAAUAAAAGUACUAUCCAGGAAUUAAUGUGUAAUUUAACUAAGGAUAAAAAUACUUGGGAUGAAACAAAUAAAUUGUUACAAAUGUUUUUGACUGAUGAAAAUUUUAAACCAUCUUGGAAAGAAUUUUAUAAAAUCAUUAUGAAUAUUACUCACAUAAAACCGAUUUUAGAUUUAAUUACUGAAAAAAGAAUUAAUUGGGAUAUGGUAGAAAAAGAUGUUUUUGAAAAUAUACCAGAAUCUUUUCAAGAUGUCAAUUCAGAAUGGAAAUAUAUUUUGAAUGUAAUUCCACCUGUUUUUAUGCAUGUUGGAACAAUGUUGGAAAAAGAAAAAUUGAAUGUAGUUGCAUUUCACAGUAUUCAUACAAUAAUUUGGAUUACAAUACAGAAAUUAGCAGAAUUGAAAAAAGACAUUGAUAUUACAAAAACUGAAAGCAUACUUCCAAUCAUGCCACAUACAGAGAAACUUAUUCAAAAGCUCAUACCAAUGUUACCAGAAGUGAUAACGACAUUUUUAUGGACUGCUCAAGUACCAAAUAAAUUUUCAAAAUGGAUAGCUGAUGGCAGAUAUAAUUUAACAAAAAUGAUUAAUCUUUUGUGUGUUGGUCCACCUACUCUCUAUCUCUAUAAUCCAGCAUUAAAUUCUGAAGACUGGAAUAAGUUACUCUCUCCACUAUGUGAUAAUGAUUUCAAUCAGAUUUCUUAUGAGUUAUUAACAAAUCUCAACAAUACUAAGAAUCCAAUAGAGCCAAUAUCUUGGAAUGGACUUGGUUCAGAUAUUGUUCAACUUGUUAAGUUGAUUGAAGAAAUUUCAACAUCAAAAGCAAUUGAUCCUCCUUGGAUGCCUACAGUUCAUAACUUUACAUUACUGUUACAUAAGCCAGAAAUUAAAGCUUAUAUAACAUUGCAGAGAAUAUUUUCAGGAUUUUGUACUCAAAAUUAUAUGUUAAAUACUAGUGUUUUUCCAUCUUAUAAAAAUGUUAAUGAGAGAUAUGAAUUUCAAUUACUUUUAUGUCAAUUAAGCACAGAAGAAUUUGCAAAUAACAUCUCAAAAAGUUUUACAAAACUUGUAGGGCUGGUUCGUAAUCGAAAUCGGGGUGGAAAUGUUCCCUGGAAAGAAUUCUAUGAUUCUAUUAUGGAAAUGAUACAAGUGAAAAAAUUAUUACAUGCUAUUUUAGGAAAUUAUUUAUUCAAAAAAAUUGAAAAAGUAGAAGAUAAUUUAUUAAAUAUUGCUAAUUUGGCUUCAUCCAAUAUAUGGAAAAAUCCUGAUUUAUGGAAACAAACAAUCGAGAUUGUAGAUACUAUCUUUUCAAUGUCAAAUAUGACAUCUAGCAAAUUGCAUGACUAUGAAAAUGCAACUAAUUUGAUUAUAUUGGAAUUUAAAAAAUUAUUAAAUACUUCAGAUAAUGACAAUUUGGUAAUAAAUAUUGAAAGUUUACUACCUGAAAUACAUCAUCUUCAAAUUUUUGUGAAUAUUCUUUUAAAAUUAUCACCUGAUUCAAUCAAAGCUUUAAGGAUAUUGCUGCAACAAAAGGAUAUUUCAGAUCAUAAGUCUGNACAAGUUUAUACNCUAGAUUUACUAGUUUAA
This is a messenger RNA of Centruroides sculpturatus (bark scorpion), 5538 nucleotides long. RefSeq lists its product as uncharacterized. NCBI's taxonomy places the organism in Eukaryota, Metazoa, Arthropoda, Arachnida, Scorpiones, Buthidae. The record is from RefSeq and is a predicted model, not a curated record. The transcript is spliced from 32 exons. The coding region runs from base 1 to 5538 and encodes 1845 amino acids.